This is a messenger RNA of Wickerhamiella sorbophila, 1287 nucleotides long. Its product is annotated as Protein IVY1. The coding region runs from base 1 to 1287 and encodes 428 amino acids. Gene Ontology annotation, biological process: vacuole fusion, non-autophagic. Gene Ontology annotation, cellular component: fungal-type vacuole membrane. Gene Ontology annotation, molecular function: phospholipid binding. Lineage: Eukaryota; Fungi; Ascomycota; Dipodascomycetes; Dipodascales; Trichomonascaceae. The transcript has a single exon. The record is from RefSeq and is a predicted model, not a curated record.
AUGGUGAAGGCAAAUGACGAGCCUAGUGAAGGUGUAGGCGACCAUGCCGACGGGCAGGCCGAUGGGAGCAGUUCAAUUCAACAGAUUGACUCCGCUGAAGAUAUGGGGCCACCGGCCGAUCUGCCCCCGGGCUCUCCCUCGAGCAACCUCACAUCAACACCGACGGCAGGCUGUUCUCCAAAGCGGCCAAAAGGCUCUGCAGAGGCGUCAUUGAAGGUGCAAAACAGCCCGCAGCAGUCCGGCUGGUUCCAUCCAUCUGUCCAGUCUGCAUCGAAGUCGCUUUUUCGCCUGUUUCGCAGCCCGUCGUCGACCUCAAUUGCAACCAUGCCGGUGAUGGCCUCAGAUACCUCGCGAGCUAGCUUCACAGACCCAAUGUUUGGCGAACUAGAGCGAAAUGGUCAGACGGGGAAUCUCUUAUCGCCCAAGGAUGCGAAAGCUCUGAGCAAGAGCGUGGACAAGGUGGCCGAGGCCGCUGAACGGUACCAAGAGGCUAUCAAAGCGAUGGCCGCGGCCUCUGCAGAUUUAGGAACAGCCCUCGAAGAGCUCUCAAAGAACAAGGGCCUCGAAAAGGCAUCGUCAGGUAUCUCUGCUGCUGGAGGACUUCAAUUGCUAGUGUCAAACCACGCCCAGCUGCUGGCAGCAAGCGUGGAGGAAAAAUUUGUUGAACCUUCAAAGCGGGGGCUUUCGAAUUACAAGGAGGAUCUUAAGGACCGGGAAAUGAGCUUUCAGAGCGAGCUGAAACACCGUACAUUGACGUUACGCCGCGCAGAGUCCUUGACCCAGCGGCAAUCCAGAGCUCGACACCGCAAUCUAGCCACGUACCGGUCGACUUUGCUGGAUCUCACAUCGCAAAUCGACGACAUCAAUCGUCUCAAGUACGAAUUUCUAUCGGAUUUGUAUAUGUCGGCCAAUGAUCUCGGAGAACAGCUGGAACGCCAGGUUGCUAGCAUGGUGACGGCUGAGAUCGAAAUCUACGAUAGUAUUGCUCGGAAGGGGUGGUCAGGAAACGGACUCGAUCACUUAAUAGCAGGAUGCCCCGACCCCUUCGAAGCCACCGAUAAAGACCGCGACGAGCACUCUGAGGCUAUAGAUGUUGCAGUCACUACGUCACCGGAAACGGGAGGGCCUACUCGGCAGGCUGGAUCCACGUCGCCCCCGACCAACUUGUUUUCCGUUCUACCUAAUACUUCCAUUCUUCCCAAACACGAGGACGAAUUUCCUGCAUUUAACGACCAUGACUACGACCUUCAUAACCCACACAGGUUACCUGUGAACGGUGGAGCUUGA